Molecule: messenger RNA, 5793 nt
Organism: Tetrahymena thermophila SB210
Lineage: Eukaryota; Ciliophora; Oligohymenophorea; Hymenostomatida; Tetrahymenidae
Exons: 4
Source: RefSeq, a predicted model, not a curated record
CUUAAUAUAGAUUAAUUAAUAAAUUAUUAUUUGGUGGAUCAAAAGUAAAUGAAUUGCAUUAAAGAGGAUUCAAAUCACUUUAAUGGCGGAGUUAAAGAGUCCUCUUAAUAGUAGGAUGGUGAGGAAUCGGCAUUUUAGUUGAACGAACUAUUUGAAGCUAAAAAUUAUCAAACAGAAGAUGAGAUAAAAGCUGGAUAAAGCAGCUACAAGUUAAAUACAAUUAAGAAAACCUUUAACAAAUAGAUCAAAAGUUAUAUAUUAAGUUUAAAUGAAGGACAAAUGAACACAAAACAACUUAAGGUUUAGCUGCAAAUAAAUAAUUUGAAAGCAUAGACUUUAAUUUUUUAGGUAUUUAUUCAUAAAAUAUCUUUAGAUAUUACUGCAGUUAGUAGCAAAGACUAAAUACUUAGACUCAAGAUAUAUCCAGGUGCAAGAUUUGAGCUUAAUUCUAGUAUACUUUAGCAGAUUGGAGCCCACUCCUCUGUUUUAGGUGCAAGUUUAGCAGACAAAGGUUAGAAUUAAAUAAACCGUAAGCAUAAAUCUGAAGAAAAUACAUCUUCAGCUAUUAAUUAAACAUAAUAAUCUCUUGCAGAAGAAUAAAUUCCUAUAAAUGGUAAUGCUAAUGGGACUGUCGCUUUUAAGCAAAUUUUAUCUUAAUAAUAUUCAUAAGAUAGUAAAUUUCUGCAAAAUAACGAAGAGUGUUAUCUUUCAUAAAAUAGUUAAGAUAAAAGUCUACUCAUACCUUCAAUUUUAGCAGGAUAAUCCGCAAAUAAUUAAAAUCAGUAAUAGUAAUAGCUUAUAUAAAAGUAGUAAGGAAAUAUUAAUUUUAGCAAUAACCCUACUUAGAACAAUAUAAGUAGUCAAAAUAACUCAGUAUAUGUCUUUAAUGCACCUAGUGACUUUUUAUUAAAAGAUAAAUGGAUUAAUCUUAUUGUUGAUUUAAAAAGUUUCUUUAAGGAUGUCAAUGAUGAUUUCGUUGUAAAAAACAUAGAAAUAGGUUCAUAAUGUAGACUUAAAAGCAUUUUCUACUCAAAAUAAUCUGAUUUAAGGGCUUCACUUAUUAGUAAGCAUGAUUUGAUAGUAAAUAGCGGUACAAACAAGUUCAUCCCCUAGGUGAUUAAUUUCUAGUAAGUGAGUUAAAUGAUAGAUGACUCAAGUCCUAAGCAUGGCUAAAGAAAAUCUUAGUCCAACAACAUUAACUUCUUACUUCCUCAAUGCUAAGCAAUUUAAGCAAAUUCACAAACUGCAGAUAUCAAUUCUAGUAAUGUAGAAACAAGUUUGAUGAUUCAUAAUUCAAUAGCCUUACCUGCAAAGACCCCAAAUAAGUCAAAUAAAUAUCAAAAUAGAUAUUCAGUUCAUCUUUCUAAUUACAAGCACAGCUAAGUUGCUCUAUAAUAAGCUUAGAAUGCUUAAGUUGGAUCUUCAAAGAGUUACUCUAAGUAACCUCCACCUCCAUUAAUUCAAUAACAAUAAUCCCCUUCUUAUCAUACUCAAGUACCUGGAGUGUCAUCAACUUCCGCUUCUAACACUAGCACUAAUCCAGGUUCAGCUUAAUUAUCUAAAAUAGUAAAAAGAAGAGAAAGUAAAAAUGGUUACUCUGGAAAUAUUAGUACAAACAAUUAAAGUUUUUAACAAUAAUAACUACCAAACAGCCAAUCUAUGCAAUAUAAUUAAAACUCCUAUUUAAGUAAUAACAUAUCAUUCGAGUAACCUCAUCAAGGAAUAGGUCACUCACAUUUAAACUCACAAAAUAUACUAUUUUAUUAAUCUACCUCUUAAUCAACUCAUCCUAAUUGUGUUCUUAAUUCUGAUGAAGAGAGUACUAAGUGUUUAUAUUCAGGACCAAAUACACAAAGGACUUCAAGUGUUUAUUUUUAUAAUGCUAAAAGAAGUAGUCGCUCAAAUGUAAGUGGUAUCUAACAGCAACCUUCUUACCAUGCAAAUUCUCAUCAUUAAUAUCAAAAUUCAUACUUGAAUAAUAGUAUAGCAGCAGGAAGUGGUAAUAAUCUAAGUAUUAAUCCAAACAGCGGGUAGUUAAAUAAUAACAAUAACAGUAUUCGAUUACCAAAAAUAAUAAGUUUGCUAAAGCAAAGAAGUAGUAGCAUAUACAGUGGUGUGACAAACAGAUCACAUUAAAUUGUGGAAGAACUCGAUAUUGCUUCAGUAUAGAAUGUAAGUAAUAUAAAUUCAACUAGGAGAGCUAAAGAUUAAUCUCGCAUUUAUUAAGCAAAUAACCUAAAAUCUCCAAAUAAUAGUGUUAGUAAUAACAAUAUUAAUUAAGGGAUUUCAAACAAUUAAAAUAAGUUAACUUUAAAUAAUAAUAAAAUAACUUCAGGAAUAGAAUAGCUUUUAACUUAAAAUGUGAGCAACUCACCUUCUAAGAGUAAUAUAAAUACAUCAAGAACUCAUUAAAAACACUAUAAAUCAAGCUAGCAAAGAUUUGUAACUGUAUCAAUUAAUUAAUCUCCUAAAAAUAAAAAUUAAACAUAAAAUACUAUUCCUAACUUUGAUUUACUUCCCAAUAAUACAUCAAUACACUACCCGAAUUCUAACGAUUUAUAUAACAUUGCUGAUCAAGGUCUUUAAAACAAUGAGGAAGAUUUCAAAAUUUAAAAGAGAAUAAGAUCUGAAGAUGAUAAUGAUGACAUUAAUAUGUCAAUAAAACCUGAAAACAGCAAAUUAUCAGUAAUGAGUAAGCUCUCAACAGUUCUAUUCAAAAAUAGUAUUAUAAAUGCAUCAAAUUAAAAUAAAGAAAAUGACCCUCGUAGUAGAAACACUCCUGCAUUAAAAAAAGAAAAAUAUGUUAACUUAAAUAAUAAAAGGAGAUCUAGUUUAUUUUCAACUGAAUAAAAUAAACCAGCUUAAUUAUCAUAAAAUUGCUAAACAAUAAAUAGUAUAAACACAAUAAAUGCUAAAGGAAGUAUUUAGACUAGCAGACGGUAAAAUAGUAUAAAUUAAUAGUAAUUAUAAAAUGCUAAUUAAUAACAAACGCAAUAGCAAUGCUUAUAAUAUCUUACUUAAUAAAGUUCAAUAUAAAAUGAUGAAGAUUAGCCUAACAUUGAUUAUUCUCAAUAUGCAUAUUACGCGCCAAAGAAUAAAAAGACUAAAUUUUAAUCUUAAAGUCCCUCUUAAAUUAUGACACACAGAAGCGGAAACAUGAGUGUUAAGAAAAGUUAUGGGAAUUGUUAAUCUAAUAAUAAAAAUUGCUAAAUGCAAAUAUUAAAUUCUCCAUAAUAGUAAUAGUAAUAGUCUCCUCUGAGCAAUCAAAAGAGUUAUAUCAGAAAUAGCUAUAGCAUUAUAAACAAACGCUAAUCAGCAGCAGCUGUAAAUUAUAAAUAAAAUUCUGUUCAAAUAAAUCAAUCAAUUAAUAACAGUGAAGAAUUGUAGUUAAACAAUGAUACAAAUUCUAUUAAUUAAAAUGAUAAAUCUGAAAGAAAGAAAAAAAUUGUUAUGUAACAGUAAUAUUUGUAAAAUAAAGAUAGUUUUUGCCACGAAAUCUAAUAAAAUUCUAGUCACAGUUAACCAUAAUAAAAAAUUGGAGGGGGAACUUCAAGGGCAAAUUAUCAUCAUUCCCCACCUCCUCCACUUCUAAAAAAUCACCGAGAGACUAGCUAAGAAAAUGUCUCUUCACAUAUCUAAUAAACUAAAUCAAAGAUUUCUUUGAUUCCUUCACAUGUCCUCUAGUAUUCACUAUAAACUUAAAUUGCAUAAACAAAUCCUUCAAAUACACUUUAAAUUUCUAUAAAUUAAGGAUACCAGCCUUAACAAUCAUUGUCUUAAGCUAAAACUACAAAAAAGCAAUUACACCAUUAAUAAUUCACUGGUCCUACUCCAUCAAAAUCUAAUUCUAGAAAUUAAUCUCCUCUUGUAAAUAAAAUAGCAAAUAGUGGAAAAACAAGUCAUUAAUAAAUAGGUAAUAGUAAUAGCAUUAAUAAUGGCGUAAAUUUAAAAAUAGAAGUAAAAAGUAAUAGUCUCGAGAGAAAUUCUUUGACUAAAAAACCUUCAACAACAAACAAUAAUUAACUAGUUUAAAAUUUAAAUUCACCAAAACUCAAAAGAAAUAUCUAAAAAAGCACAUUUUCUAAUGAAAAUAAGUAAAAUAAAUCAGUGAGCAAUGAAAAGAAAAACAUUUAAAAUAAUACUUAAUCAUCUGAUAAAAAAAAUAAAGCCUAGAUGGGUUUAGAUUUCUCUAAAAUAUCUACAACGGUAAACAAAAAAUAGGAUAUUUUACUAAAAAAUACAGCAGCAGCAAAUGUAAUAUUUAAAACAGAAGAAGUUUAAGAUGAUGAAGACUAAAAUACUCAUGCUUAAAAGAAGCUAGCUUAAAGAAAAAUAAGUGAAGGAUAAGAAAGCCCUUCAAAAGGCAAAGAAAAAAAUUGCUAUGCGAAAAAGAAUUUGCUCCAGGCUUUUAAUUAAGCUGAAGAUAAUACUGAUAGAAUAAACAUCUAAAACUAACAAAUUACACCUUAAAAUGAGGAAUUUGAAGAUGAACAAAAAGUUAUUGAAUAAAAUGAAAUAUACAAAAAAAAUGUGCAUAGAUUUAGCUCAACUUAUAAUAAUCCUGAGCUUAGUCUUCCUUUGACUUUGUUACAAAAAAAUUUAUAGUAAACAACAGCAAAUUAGAAUGGGUCACACCAAUCAAGUGAACCUAGUAAGGCUUUGUUUUAAAAUGGAAUUUUAAAAAGUCAACCAAUAGCUUUAACUGCUUCUAAUCUAUUAAAUAUAAAAGAUUAAUAGUAAGAGUAACUUUCUUUGAAUUAAGACAUUGCAGAAAAUCAGAAUAAAAAAUUAAAUAACAACAGUAGCCUUCAAAAGGAUAAAUAGUAUAAAAGAAAGUACUAGCAAAAUUAAUUCUAAAAGAAGAAAUCUAAAAGCAAUUCAGAUACAGUUAUAAAGGCUCAGGAAUACGAAGAAUUAGCAGAGGAAAUCAUUGAGUCGUAAUAAAGUGAGCACUUAUUAACAAAUCCAAUAAAUACUAAUUAAGAUGAUGUAAUUGAGGAGAAAAUAGAAACUAAAAGUAUUUCGAUUACAAAUUAAAGUAAGUCUAUUAUUUCAGAUAUUGAUAAAAAAAAUGAAAUUAUGCUCAAAACAAGUGGUUCAGUAUAUGAAUCUUAACAUAUGACUAGUUCAGAAGAAGAAUGUAAUGAAUCUGGAUUAGCAAUUUCAAUUUAAGUUGAUAAUAUUGACAUAAAGGAAGAUUUAGAUAUAUAGAAGAUUCCUCCAUAAUAUAAAAAACAAAAAUCAAGUGCAAAAAAGAAAGAAAAUGAUACAGUUUCUCCUACUGAAAAAAUUAAAAAGAAAUAGGAAAGUGGAAAUAAGUUCAUUUAAGAAAUCGAAAAGCAGAUACCCUCCAGUAAUAGCAUUGAAGUUUCCAAAGUUUUAAUUGUUUAAGAUGAUGAUGAUGAUGAAGAGGAAUACAACAAAUAGCUGAUUAGUCAGAUAAAUAGUCUACCUUAUACAUCUGAUUGGAGAAUUUAGAGUUUCUUAAUAGAAAAUAAAACUGAUAUUUUAAAAAAUAGAAUUAACCUGAGUAAUUUAAUCAACGGAGUGACAGCUUCUUGUAAAACAUAACCUGUAGAAACUAUAUUAAGUAACUAAGUGUUUAAUUAAAAUUUGCAAAAUAAGCCAGAAAGCAACAAUAACAACAACGAUCAGUAAUAAAAUUUCCAUUCAAACAUAGAUUAAAAUUAAAAUAAAUUACCUACCAAUGAAAAAAGAUAAAAUAAUCAUAGUAAAAUAUUUGGUAAUCCAUAAAUUCUUUAGCUAACUGAUGUAAUAAAAGCUAGUGAAUGA